AUGUCAUCAGCACCACGGCUACUGGCGUCGGCUAACCCGAUGAUUUUUGUUUACGGAGGGUCAACGAUACUCGUCGGUAGUGGAGCGGCCAUUUAUCGUGCUGUAGAUUCUAUUGAAGACGUAAAACAAGUCGGACUCAUUCGGUUCGGAAGAGCAGCAAUUGCCGUAGGAAAUAUUGUUGUGGACUACAAAUCGUCGCUGAGAGGACUCUACGACCCAUCUGAGGAGUACAAUGUGGCAAUCAAGCAGUGCCAUAAGCGAAGUGCUUUACGCCUACUUGAGUUGGCUUGUGCCAAUGGCGGUGUAUUCAUAAAGGUGGGACAACAUUUGUCAGCCUUGCAAUACCUUAUACCAGAAGAGUACACUUCCACCCUUUCCGUAUUAACUUCAAGAGCUCCAGAAGCAACGUACGACGACGUGGUCUAUGUUGUAGAAUCACAGUUGGGGAAAAAGGUUGACGAUGUCUUCUCCGAAUUCGCCGAAAAGCCCAUUGGAGCUGCUAGCCUCGCACAAGUUCAUGUCGCAAGAUUGAAGGAAACAAAUGAGAAAGUCGCUGUGAAAGUACAGCAUCGUCGAGUGUUCAAAAACAGCCGUACGGACAUGAAUACUAUGGAUUUCUUGGUGAAAGUCGCGGACAAACUAUUUCCGGAGUUCAAGCUGAUGUGGUUAGUCGACGAAGUAAAGAGGAACCUGCCACGUGAACUUGAUUUCCUUAUGGAAGCGAAGAAUGGCGAUCGGUUAGCUGAAAUGUUCAAGCAUCUAAAAUUUCUGAAGAUACCUAAAAUGUAUUACGAGUACAGUACACCUCGUCUGCUUGUUAUGGAAUUUUGUGAAGGAGAGCACAUAGAUAAUAUCGAUUACAUGAUCGAGAACAAAAUCAAUCGGCCUGAUGUGUGUCGAAAGAUGGGUCGGCUAUACUCCGAGAUGAUUUUCAUAAACGGGUAUCUUCAUUCUGAUCCUCAUCCUGGUAACGUACUCGUUAAUAAGAAGCCUAAUGGCGAGGUAGACAUUGUCCUGCUCGAUCAUGGUCUUUAUUUAGACAUCGAUGAUCGCUUCAGAGGACUCUAUGCGGACUUGUGGCUUGCCCUUUUAGCCCCUGAUCCAGAUAAACUGAAGAGUGUGGCAGCGGAGAUGGGAGUUGGUGAGCUCUACGGAUUGUUCGCAUGCAUUGUUGCUCGACGCUCAUGGAAAGCUGUAUCGCAGGGCAUUAAGAAUAGGAAGAUGGACAGCAGUGAGAAAGAUGAACUUCGCCUUUACGCAGCUUCUCUCAUCCCACAGAUCAGUGAGGUUCUACAUAGAAUGCCUCGCGAAAUGCUUCAUAUCCUGAAGACAAAUGACUUACUGAGGCAUCUUGAGCAUGUGCUAGGAAUCGAGAAUCGAGCUGACGCACAUAUCGAGAUGUCGAAAUGCGUAGUACGGACUCACUACGAGCUGCAACUCAAGGAUCCUAACAGAAGCAUUUGGGAAACGAUACGGAUUCGUUUAAGUUUGUUCUGGGCUUUGUUUAAGAUUCGAUCAUAUGAGUGGUAUCUCAUCACAAUGGACACAUUUUCGCUUAGGUUAGGUAUGUAA
Cooperia oncophora is the source of this 1572-nucleotide messenger RNA. Lineage: Eukaryota; Metazoa; Nematoda; Chromadorea; Rhabditida; Trichostrongylidae. The record is from the annotation of a GenBank genome assembly.